GAAGAAGAAGAAGAAGAAGAUGAAGAAGAAGGAGAAGAUGAAGAAGAAGAAGCUCCGUCCGAAGAAGAAGACGAUGUCUCUGGUCGGAGAGAAGAAGAUGCUCCUCUAACCGUCCGUCCGUCCCAACAUGGCCGACGACCUCUACAGCAGCACCUUCUCCGCUUCUGAGUCAGACUUCUCCUCCUCCUCCUCUUCCUCCUCCUCCUCUUCCUCCGCCGCCGCCUCCUUCCUCACGCUCGAGCAGCGCGCGGCCUUCAUCUUCGUCCUCAUCCUCUUCAUCUUCCUGGGCCUGCUGAUCGUGCGCUGCUUCCGGAUCCUUCUGGACCCGUACCGCAGCAUGCCGUCCUCCACCUGGACGGACUACAUGGAGAAGGACACCUUCGACUACCGGAUUUCCUGACAGGCAGCCUGAGAGGCAGCGACCCCGACGACCGGCGAGGUUGAGCUGAGGCGACGAUGGCGCUGACGGAGCAGAGACACCGGCACACGUUUACCCCCCCACACACACACACUGUGGUGGUUGCUAUGGCGACCAGACCAGCAGACGGCAUGAUGGGCAAGUUAGUCCCAAAUUAAAAGAAAAAACGUAUUGUUCAGACCAAGUUUAUCUGUGGUCGUCAUGGCGACCCCUGUUAGCCUUGAUGGGCAGCGAGACGACAACAUCCACGUUUACAAGUUUAGACUCGACAAAAUCAAACAUCUUGACUUAAAAGACGCUGAUUGAGAAUUAUAUUACCGCCGUAAAGUUCUUUAUAUUCUAAAAUGAUCGUAAAAAUCUUCAUUUUUGUGACAACAAACUAAUUUUCAGAUGCAUUAAAAACUAAAUAAAGGAUAGAUUCAUUCA
Messenger RNA from Anoplopoma fimbria (sablefish), 844 nucleotides. RefSeq names its product cortexin-2-like. NCBI's taxonomy places the organism in Eukaryota, Metazoa, Chordata, Actinopteri, Perciformes, Anoplopomatidae. Bases 128 to 400 code for a protein of 90 amino acids. The record is from RefSeq and is a predicted model, not a curated record. The transcript is spliced from 2 exons.